This is a messenger RNA of Camelus dromedarius (Arabian camel), 357 nucleotides long. Its product is annotated as CDGSH iron-sulfur domain-containing protein 1-like. Gene Ontology annotation, cellular component: intracellular membrane-bounded organelle; mitochondrial outer membrane. Lineage: Eukaryota; Metazoa; Chordata; Mammalia; Artiodactyla; Camelidae. Gene Ontology annotation, molecular function: 2 iron, 2 sulfur cluster binding. Gene Ontology annotation, biological process: regulation of autophagy. The record is from RefSeq and is a predicted model, not a curated record. The coding region runs from base 1 to 357 and encodes 118 amino acids. The transcript has a single exon.
AUGAGUAUGACCUCCAGCAUACGAGCUGAAUGGAUCGCCGUAGUUACCAUUGCUGCUGGGGCAGCUGCCAUUGGUUAUCUAGCUUACGAAAGAGUUUAUGUCAAAGAUCAUCGCAGCAAGUCCAUGGUAAACCCUCACAUCCAAAAAGACAACCCCAAGUUAGUACACGCAUUUGACAUGGAGGAUUUGGCAGAUAAAACUGUGUGCCGCCGUUGCUGGAGGUCCCAAGAGUUCCCAUUCUGUGAUGGAGCUCACACAAAACACAGUGAAGAAACUGGCGACAACGUGGGACCUCUGGUCAUUAAGAAAAAGACACUUAAACAGACACUUCUGAUGCUGCAAACCAACUUGUCGUGA